Molecule: messenger RNA, 1094 nt
Organism: Tinamus guttatus (white-throated tinamou)
Lineage: Eukaryota; Metazoa; Chordata; Aves; Tinamiformes; Tinamidae
Gene: NIF3L1
Product: NGG1 interacting factor 3 like 1
Cellular component (GO): cytoplasm; mitochondrion
Source: RefSeq, a predicted model, not a curated record
CCGCGCCAUCCCCCUGGGCCGCCGGUCCUCCCGCUCCGUCAUGAACCUCGGGGAGCUCGUGUCCGCCCUCAACGCCUUCGCGUCGCCCUCUCUGGCUGAAAGCUGGGACAACGUGGGGCUGCUGGUGGAGCCGAGCCCUCCCCAUGUUGUCAACACCCUUUUCCUCACGAACGACCUCACGGAGGAGGUGAUGGAGGAGGCCGUGCAGAGGAAGGCAGAGCUCAUCCUCUCCUACCACCCUCCCAUAUUCACGCCGCUCAAGCGGGUAACGUGGGGGACCUGGAAGGAACGGCUGGUGGUGCGCGCUCUGGAGCACCGCAUCGGGAUUUACUCCCCGCACACCGCAUACGACGCCAUACCUCACGGGGUCAACGACUGGCUGGCAAAGGGACUUGGUGCCUGUACCUCUGUCCCACUACAUCCCUCAACUGCUCCACACUAUCCAACGGAGGGCCCUCACCGGGUAGAACUCUGCGCAGACAGCACGGAGCUAGAGACGCUGCUGUCCAAAAUCAAAGACAUUCAAGACAUCUCCUCCAUCACUACUCUCCCUGUCAGGGUAGAAGGUGAAGAACAAACACGAGUGAGUCUAAACUGCUCUCAGAAAGCACUGUUGGAGGUGGUGGCACUAUUGUCCAAGAACAGCUCUCUCUAUCACAGGACUGAGAUUCUGUUACUACAAAAGCCACUUCUUCCACAUACUGGAAUGGGACGUCUCUGCACACUGAGUGAGCCAGUCUCCUUGUUAACCAUGAUCGAGCGCAUUAAAAGCCACCUAAAAUUACCCCACAUCCGCCUAGCCGUGGGAAAGGGCAAAACACUAGAAUCACCGGUGAAGAAAGUUGCUCUGUGUGCUGGUUCUGGAAGCAGUGUCCUGAAGGGAGUGAAAGCUGAUCUCUAUCUCACAGGAGAGAUGUCCCACCAUGCCGUUCUGGAUGCUGUUGCCGACGGGAGCAGCGUUGUUCUGUGUGAGCACAGUAACACUGAGCGAGGCUUCUUGUCAGAGCUGCGUGACACACUAGCUACCCAUCUACAGAACAAGAUCAACAUAAUCGUGUCAGAAAAAGACAGAGAUCCCCUCCAAGUGGCAUAGA